Messenger RNA from Frankliniella occidentalis (western flower thrips), 2177 nucleotides. Its product is annotated as death-associated protein kinase related-like. Gene Ontology annotation, molecular function: protein serine/threonine kinase activity; ATP binding. NCBI's taxonomy places the organism in Eukaryota, Metazoa, Arthropoda, Insecta, Thysanoptera, Thripidae. Bases 653 to 1495 code for a protein of 280 amino acids. Gene Ontology annotation, cellular component: nucleus. The transcript has 3 exons. Gene Ontology annotation, biological process: intracellular signal transduction; protein phosphorylation; positive regulation of apoptotic process. The record is from RefSeq and is a predicted model, not a curated record.
CACGCUGAGCGCCGGCCGUGGAGAGAGGACGCGCCCGUCUGUCGUGCGCGCCGCAGCUCCGGAGCCGCGUCGUCUACGUCGCGAGCGUCGCCGCGACUGCCUCUCGCGUCGCGCAGCUGUGAUCGAGUGUGUGUGUCUGAGUGUGUGCGUGUCCGCGUAGUGCAGAGUUCGUGUGUGUCAGUGCAUGUGUGUGCGUGUGGUUUGCUCUGCUCUUUGAGCGCAGCAUGGAAGUGAAGUGAUCUCCUUCUACACCUCUUGGAUUAUCACCCGCCCUCACCUGGAUACUCUCUACUCAGUGUUGAAAGUGCGCGCGCUCGUUUGUGUUGAGUUUGUGCUCUCGGACUGUGCUGGACUGGACUUUUGUGUCGGACUUGGACUUUAUUUUCGCGCCCGCGUCGUGCUCACCCAAGUGCCUCAACUCGUUCACCACCAUGGGACGGCCCUGGCCGUGCGCAGCGCGCGAGUGCGCCUCGUCACCGGGAGUGGUUAAGAAAGGGUGAAGAACUCGAGCGCGCGCGCGCGUGUGUGAGUGUGUGUGGGAGUGAGUGCGAGAAAGAGUGUUCGAGACUACGAGUGGUGAUAGGGGGCUGGCAGUGCAGAUAGUCGGCUGGGUGACGGCUCUCAGUGUGCCGUGCAACCGAACGCGAUCAGGAUGCGCGAGGUGCUCAACCUGGUGCCCAGCGGCGGCGGCGGCGCCGUCCUCUUCAACAACAACGAGGCCGCGUCCGACAAAAGCGAGGAUGUGGCCAACAACAACAACAACAGCAACGGCGACAGCAGCGGCUACCUGAGCGCCUCGGACAGCGACAGCGGCGCCAGCGGCAGCAGCAGCUGCGCCGAGGACAGCUGUGAGGAGGUGGCGGCCGCCACCGCGGCCCCCGCCGCUGCCGUCGCGGCCGUCGCCGCCGUCAAGAUGCUCAGCUCGCAGCCCGGCUACCUGGAGCUGUCCGAGGACCGCGUCAAGGAGCUGCUCAGCGACAAGCCCAUCGAGGAGCUGUACGAGGUGGAGGACCAACCCUUUGCAAGGGGGAAGUACGCGACGGUGCGGCGGUGUCGUUGCCGGCGCACGGGCCAGCAGUUCGCCGCCAAGGUGGUCCGCAAGCGGCGGCGCUCGGCCGACCUGCGCGCCGAGAUCCUGCACGAGGUGGCCGUGCUGGACGCAUGUCGGGGCUGCCCGCGGAUAGUGCGCCUGCACAGCGUGUUCGAGUCGCACAGCGACAUGGUGCUGCUGCUCGAGCUGGCGGCCGGCGGCGAGCUGCAGAUGGUCCUGGACCGCGACGAGGUGCCCGAGGAGCGCGAGGUGGCGCGGCUCAUGCGGCAGAUCCUGCACGGCCUCAUCUACCUGCACGACAUCAACGUGGCGCACCUGGACCUCAAGGUGAGUAGCAGGCCGCACAGCCUGGCGCAGUAUUUUAAAGAAAGUUUUCAAAAAUGUCUAAAUUUUCUUCAGGCCUUCAAAGCUUUUUUCUUACUCUCAAAAAAAAUUCUGAUUUAAAAACGAAAAGAUUUUGAAAAUCUUCCAUUUUUUUCGGAAUUUUUGGGAGCUUUAAAAUCCUUAGAGGCACCGGCGCGGCCUCCACGGCCUGCUUUACCUCCGAAUAACCAUUUCCCCGCCCAACCUCUCAAGUGGGCUCGAAUGAUGCCCCAGACGACGUUUGUCCCGCUAGUCGUUUUAUGGCUCCAUCCGAUCCCGAUCGGCCGCUAGCUGCACGAGCGUCUGUCUGCAGCGUGUGUUUGCAGGUCCACGGCGCCUCCUCGGGCCCCACCGGCCGCGCCGAGUGGGACUCGAGCCACUCGAGCUUGGGGGGGAUGAGGCUGCAAUUGCGGCACAUUUAUUUAAUUUUUUUGAACGCGGCGAUUCGAUGACCUUUGGCUAAAGAAAUCAUCGAUGCACUGUGUGGGUGAACUCGGGUGGUGACCCGAGUUUCAGUGAACCUCGAUGAAAGUACGUCGAUGAGAAUUAUAACAGUUGGCUUUGCGGCGCACUUCGUCAAAAAAAAAAGAGUACGCUCUUUAUUUUUCGAAGCUUCAUCUCCCGCUAUUUCCCCUCGCGACAGGGCCCGAGGCCCUUCUUGAUUGGUCUUGAUCCCGCCUGUCAGUCUGCGUGGGGAGGGGUCGAGCUUUGGGGUGCACGGUGUGUGAAGGCGAGACUGUUGUUGUGGUACAGGAGGGGGAGC